GGAAUGAAGUUAUUGGAGUGAUGACAGGAACACGGGAGAACAAUGCUCUGUUUGGGCUGGAUAUUUCUUUGGCUUGUUGCAGGAGAGCGAAUUAAAGGAUUUAAUAUUUCAGGUUGUUCCACAAAAAAACUCCUUUGGACAUAUUCUACAAGGAGUGAAGAGGAAUUUAUCUUAUUUUGUGAUUUACCAGAGCCACAGAAAUCACAUUUCUGCCACAGAAAUCGACCCUCACCAAAACAAGUCCCUGAGCACCUGCCCUUCACGGGUAGUAACGACCUAUCUGAUGUCCAAUGGUACCGACAACCUUCGAAUGGAGAUCCAUUAGAGGACAUUAGGAAAAGCUAUCCUCACAUCAUUCAGGACAAAUGUACCCUUCACUUUUUGACCCCAGGGGUGAAUAAUUCUGGGUCAUAUAUUUGUAGACCCAAGAUGAUUAAGAGCCCCUGUGAUGUAGCCUGUUGUGUCAAGAUGAUUUUAGAAGUUAAGCCCCAGACAAAUGCAUCCUGUGAGUAUUUCGCAUCACAUAAGCAAGACCUACUUCUUGGGAGCACUGGAUCUAUUUCUUGCCCCAGUCUCAGCUGCCAAAGUGAUGCACAAAGUCCAGAGGUAACCUGGUACAAGAAUGGAAAACUCCUCUCUGUGGAAAGGAGCAACCGAAUCGUAGUGGAUGAAGUUUAUGACUAUCACCAGGGCACAUAUGUAUGUGAUCACACUCAGUCGGAUACUGUGAGUUCGUGGACAGUCAGAGCUGUUGUUCAAGUGAGAACCAUUGUGGGAGACACUAAACUCAAACCAGAUAUUCUGGAUCCUGUUGAGGGCACACUGGAAGUAGAACUUGGAAAGCCUUUAACUAUUAGCUGCAAAGCACGAUUUGGCUUUGAAAGGGUCUUUAACCCUGUCAUAAAAUGGUACAUCAAAGAUUCUGACCUAGAGUGGGAAGUCUCAGUACCUGAGGCGAAAAGUAUUAAAUCCACUUUAAAGGAUGAAAUCAUUGAGCGUAAUAUCAUCUUGGAAAAAGUCACUCAGCGUGAUCUUCGCAGGAAGUUUGUUUGCUUUGUCCAGAACUCCAUUGGAAACACAACCCAGUCCGUCCAACUGAAAGAAAAGAGAGGAGUGGUGCUCCUGUACAUCCUGCUUGGCACCAUCGGGACCCUGGUGGCCGUGCUGGCGGCGAGUGCCCUCCUCUACAGGCACUGGAUUGAAAUAGUGCUCCUGUACCGGACCUACCAGAGCAAGGAUGAGACGCUUGGGGAUAAAAAGGAUUUUGAUGCUUUCGUAUCCUAUGCAAAAUGGAGCUCUUUUCCAAGUGAGACCACUUCAUCUCUGAGUGAAGAACACUUGGCCCUGAGCCUAUUUCCUGAUGUUUUAGAAAACAAAUAUGGAUAUAGCUUGUGUUUGCUUGAAAGAGAUGUGGCUCCAGGAGGAGUGUAUACAGAAGACAUUGUGAGCAUUAUUAAGAGAAGCAGAAGAGGAAUAUUUAUCUUGAGCCCCAACUAUGUCAAUGGACCCAGUAUCUUUGAACUACAAGCAGCAGUGAAUCUUGCCUUGGAUGAUCAAACACUGAAACUCAUUUUAAUUAAGUUCUGUUACUUCCAAGAGCCAGAGUCUCUACCUCAUCUUGUGAAAAAAGCUCUCAGGGUUUUGCCCACAGUUACUUGGAGAGGCUUAAAAUCAGUUCCUCCCAAUUCCAGGUUCUGGACCAAAAUGCGCUACCACAUGCCUGUGAAAAACUCUCAGGGAUUCACGUGGAACCAGCUCAGAAUUACCUCCAGGAUUUUUCAGUGGAAAGGACUCAGUAGAACAGAAACCACUGGGAGGAGCUCCCAGCCUAAGGAAUGGUGAAAUGAGCCCUGGAGCCCCCUCCAGUCCAGUCCCUGGGAUAGAGAUGUUGCUGGAUAGAACUCACAGCUCUGUGUGUGUGUGUUCAGGCUGAUAGGAAAUUCAAAGAGUCUCCUGCCAGCACCAAGCAAGCUUGAUGGACAGUGGAAUGGGAUUGAGACUGUGGUUUAGAGCCUUUGAUUUCCUGGACUGGACAGACGGCGAGUGAAUUCUCUAGACCUUGGGUACUUUCAGUACACAACACCCCUAAGAUUUCCCAGUGGUCCGAGCAGAAUCAGAAAAUACAGCUACUUCUGCCUUAUGGCUAGGGAACUGUCAUGUCUACCAUGUAUUGUACAUAUGACUUUAU
Gorilla gorilla gorilla (western lowland gorilla) is the source of this 2188-nucleotide messenger RNA. RefSeq names its product interleukin 18 receptor accessory protein (gene IL18RAP). Gene Ontology annotation, biological process: interleukin-18-mediated signaling pathway. Gene Ontology annotation, molecular function: interleukin-18 receptor activity. NCBI's taxonomy places the organism in Eukaryota, Metazoa, Chordata, Mammalia, Primates, Hominidae. The transcript is spliced from 10 exons. Bases 43 to 1842 code for a protein of 599 amino acids. The record is from RefSeq and is a predicted model, not a curated record.